AUGCUAGCCCAGGACGUCGUCUCCUACAACGCGCUGCUUCACGGGUGCGUCAGGGCCGGGCGAGUGGCGAUCGCGCGCGAGGUGUUCCAAGGGAUGUUAGUACGGGACGCCUCAUCGUGGGGCACGUUGGUCGCCGGGCGCGUCAAGGCCAGGCUGCUGGAGGAGGUGGUGGGGCUGUUUGACAGGAUGAGGGACGAAGGGUUCAGGCUCGACAACGUCGCGCUGGAGAAAGGGCAGGAGGUGCACGACUAUGUCAAGCAGAGCAGGCCCCGCCAAACGUGUUCUUGUACACGGGGUUUGUUGAUCUCUACAUCGAGUGUGGGUGUGUCGAGGCUGCUAGGAAGGUGUUCGAGUCGUGCCCCGAGAGGAACUUGUUCACGUGGAAUGCGCUCAUGGCCCAUGGCCGGGCUGGCCAUGCACGGCCAUGGCACGGUGGCGCUGGAGUACUUGGACAGGAUGCUGGCUGAGGGAAUUCAGCCAGAUGGGGUCACUUUCUUGGGAGUGCUGAUCGGUUGCAGCCACACCGGCCUUGUGGGCAUCGCAAGGUGCAUCUUUUGCGACAUGGAGGGCGUGCACAAUGUACCCCGGGAGCUGAAGCACUAUGGGUGCAUGGCUGACCUGCUUGGCUGUGCGGGGAGGUAUACUUGCUGGCUGUAG
Molecule: messenger RNA, 657 nt
Organism: Phragmites australis (common reed)
Lineage: Eukaryota; Viridiplantae; Streptophyta; Magnoliopsida; Poales; Poaceae
Product: pentatricopeptide repeat-containing protein At5g61800-like
Exons: 1
Coding region: 1-657 (218 amino acids)
Biological process (GO): RNA modification
Molecular function (GO): protein binding; RNA binding
Source: RefSeq, a predicted model, not a curated record